GUUUACGUGGUGACCUUGGAACCUCGAGGCUUUUUGACCCUCUCGCCCACCCGUCUGUACCGCGGGGGGUGCUGGGAAGUGUAGGAGGAGGAGGAGGCGGUUAGAGGCCUACCCCGGGGACGGACCCCGGCCCACGACCCCAUGGACGCCCUACACGCCGCUGGGAUCCACUUUGCUGAGGUUCUUCAGUCCGGUCCCCGUUGGAUGGAGGACGUUUGGCUGACCGUCACCUCCUCGGCCGAUCCCAAAUGCAUCUUCACCAUCUGUUUCCCUCUGGCCUAUUUCCUUGACCGGAAGGUUGGGGUGGCCGUGCUGUGGGUCGGGCUGCUGGCGGAAUGGCUCAACGUGGUCUGCAAAUGGUUUCUAUUUGGGGAACGUCCAUUCUGGUGGAUCCACGAGUCGGGCUUUGGCAGCGGGCAGCAGCUCACAGUGCGCCAGUUCCCCGUCAGCUGUGAAACGGGACCAGGCAGCCCCUCCGGUCACUGUAUGAUCACUGGGGCAGCGCUGUGGCCGCUGGUGUCUGCACUGACAGCGCUGGCAUCACGACACUCCAAGAGCCUGCUGCUGAAGCUGAUCCCAUUCACUGCCUACAUGUUGUUACUGGUGGCCGUGGGGCUCUCACGGGUCUAUGUCCUCGCUCACUUUCCCCACCAGGUGCUCAGUGGCAUCGUGGCAGGUGCUGUGCUGGGCUGGGGGCUUCAGGCUCGCACCCCCAUCACCCGCUCUAUGGGUUUCUUUGCCGUCACAUCCCUGGGGCUGCUGCUGGGCUCCAUUGCUUUGCAUGGGCUCAUGAUCGCUGCUGGCGUUGACAUCGACUGGUCCAUCCGUUUGGCUACAACGUGGUGCAAAGACCCGUCUUGGCUUCGCCUGGACACAAGACCCUUCGCUUCCAUCUGCCGGGUUGCAGGCAGCGCUUUGGGGCUGGGAUUGGCCGCAGGGGACCCCAAACAUUGGGAUAAACCUUUACCCCCCCGACAACGAGCAGCCUGCGCCGUGUUGGCGUUGGCCGCAGUGCGGGGGCUGCAGCACAUCCCCCAGCCCCAGCAGGUCACACUAUGGUACACAUCCAGCUUCAUUAAGUACGCGGCAGGGCCGGGCUUGGUGGCUGUUCUGCUGCCCCGCAUCGCCAGAGCCAUCACCCGGCCCCAGAGCCGCCCCCAUGCUCAAUAGUGGGGGGGGGUCCCAGUGUUGGGGGUGGGGGGGGUUCUAUCCUUAGCAUGGUGAGCCCAUCUCACAACAGCACAAUCCCAACCCCAGCAGGUUGCUUCUAGGAGGGGGGCAGCCCCUUAUCCCACCCCCCACCCCCCAUUUCUUCAUAGGAGGGGAGGGGGGGGCUCCUCAUCCCCCCUAUUAACUCCUAUGGGGGGGGGGGCUCCUCAUCCCCCCUAUUAACUCCUAUGGGGGGGGGCUCCUUAUCCCCUUAUCCCUCUUUGCCCCCAAUAAAGGCACUGUUACACUCCA
Messenger RNA from Coturnix japonica (Japanese quail), 1461 nucleotides. It is a transcript of the gene G6PC3, whose product is annotated as glucose-6-phosphatase catalytic subunit 3. NCBI's taxonomy places the organism in Eukaryota, Metazoa, Chordata, Aves, Galliformes, Phasianidae. The record is from RefSeq and is a predicted model, not a curated record. Gene Ontology annotation, biological process: gluconeogenesis; glucose 6-phosphate metabolic process. Gene Ontology annotation, cellular component: membrane. Gene Ontology annotation, molecular function: glucose-6-phosphatase activity.